Molecule: messenger RNA, 1143 nt
Organism: Penicillium roqueforti
Lineage: Eukaryota; Fungi; Ascomycota; Eurotiomycetes; Eurotiales; Aspergillaceae
Exons: 1
Coding region: 1-1143 (380 amino acids)
Source: RefSeq, a predicted model, not a curated record
AUGCCCUCAUGGGGAAGACCACCGGGGGCACGAACGGGGAGAAAUACUAGGGGACGCGCGGCGUGGGAGGAGACUCGGCUGGAGGAGGUGGAUAGUGAGGAGGAUGCAUACGGGCGGGAGUUGGUGCGGAGCGGUCGCUACAGGGAGUAUGGAGGACGAGGGCUGCGGAGGCGACCUGUGGAUUACGAGGAUCUGACGGAUGAAUCUGAAGUUGAUGGGGGAGAAUUCGAUCUAUACGACCAUGAAGAUAGCACGGUGGCCUAUGCGAUUCAGUUGGCCAUGCGGGACAAGGAAGAUCAAUUGGUGGACACAGCGCUCGAGCGAAUUCGUCGCGCCCAAGUUCUGGGGAAGAAAAAUGUGCGGCUGUCGAAACCCGAGCUGGAUGCCCUGGAGCGCAAGCGCCAGCAAGCGGACGGUUUAAGCGGAAGCCGACGCCCAUCCACCAGUUCUGUCAAAGUGACGUCGCGCCCAUCGUCCCGACGGAGUGCAGUUGUUGCGCCAGACCAGAUGUCCGGCGCGUAUCCCACCUUUGCUGAUGCACACAGUAUCUGGGCUCGUGGGACGGGCGCGAAUAGCCGACCGUCCAGCUCAUCUUCCGCUCCCCGUCCCGGGACUCCAACGACUCAAUCUCUUCGUCCACAGCAGUCCAGUUCACCUCUUCGACCGACCUACCCGCCAUACACCCCCGAGCGAUUUGCCCCUAGUGGCCGACCACAGUCGAUGCAACAACCGCCUGUGUUCCAACGGCCACUGCCAGACGAUCCUCAAUGGGCCCCGCCUUACUACAAUACAAUGCAGAUGAGCUCAUACGGCGAACCUGCGGCAUACCCACCGCAGGCUGCCACCGCCGGACAGCGAAUGAGUUACCCUUCCGGCUCUGCAUACCCAUCUUAUCAAUCUCAAUCCCCGGGCAAACGCUCACUGCAAGGCACACCACAGGCUCGGACCGACCCAGCUCCAGCACCAGCUCCAGCUCCAUCCAAAUUGGGGUCAGAGGAGUCCAGUGAAGAAUCGGAGAGCAGCUCAGAGGAUGAAGUGCAGAUCGUCAAGGUGGCCAAGGUGGCGGAGCGCAAGGCCCCGCCUGCUGCAGUUGCGCAGAGGCGGCCAGUUACUGGAACCACUCGUAAGCGGACCAGUCGAUGA